AUGGCUGCUCAGUGGGGCUAUUUCUCGAUCAUAUUCCUCCGGCCCCUCCUCGCCGUCUCCUUCGCUGUCUCUCUCAUCUUCUUCAGCUGGUGGGUGGCCUGGAAGACGGUGCUCGUCCAUGUCCCCCUCGUGCAGGAGAUCUUCGGCCUGCGCAAGAAGCCGAUCAAGCCGAGGGCGCCCGCCAGCCAUCGUCUCUCCCGAUUCUACAGCAACGUCACAUCGCGUAAUCCCGGUAAGCGUUCUCUAUAAAUCCGCCUGCAAUAAACAUCGAUUACCUCAUGUAUUCCCCGUACGGUGGUUCGGAUGUUUCCAACUUCGUUCUUUUCCAAUCCCUAACGAGGUAAUAACUCUCUUUGUUAUCCUUGUGUCUUUCUACAUUUAGCAACCAUUUUUUAGGAUUGGAUUCCUGAGAUCAUUUGUGCUACCUGUCAAUCUUCAAUCGAUUUCAAAAUUUUCUUUCAUAUGGUUAUUAGGGAUUUGACGAAAUGGCUUAUAUUCCGUUUGUGCAUUGGUGUUUUCCCUUUAUGGUGUUGAUUCAGGACGAUAAGAACAGUGAGAGAUGGAAAAGACGGGGAAACAUAGAAUGCAUCUGAAGCUGCGGGAUGUCAUAUUCCCGUUGAAGGAUCAAACGUUGACACCGUGGGAAAACCGGGUAUGCAUCGGGAAAUAGAACUCAUGUCAAAGAAGAAACCAAAACCAACUGGUGCUGUGAAUUAA
Molecule: messenger RNA, 717 nt
Organism: Spirodela intermedia
Lineage: Eukaryota; Viridiplantae; Streptophyta; Magnoliopsida; Alismatales; Araceae
Source: the annotation of a GenBank genome assembly